Molecule: messenger RNA, 2622 nt
Organism: Brachypodium distachyon (stiff brome)
Lineage: Eukaryota; Viridiplantae; Streptophyta; Magnoliopsida; Poales; Poaceae
Product: probable galactinol--sucrose galactosyltransferase 4
Exons: 3
Coding region: 74-2482 (802 amino acids)
Source: RefSeq, a predicted model, not a curated record
GUCUCCUUUAUCCCAAACAGUCCGCAUCGCUCAUCACCACCGUGUAGCAAAUAGCAACAUCGAUCACCGAUCAAUGGCGCCGCCGAACGAGUCGAAGGCGACGGAAGCUGAGAUCGCCGCCGAAGCCAUGGCCGACACGCCGCCGUCCACCUUCUUCUCCCUGCAGAACGGCAACCUCACCGUUGGCCACGGCGGCAAGGCGGCCGUCCUCCUCUCUGAUCUGCCGGAGAACGUCACGCUCUCCCCUUUCGAGCUCGACCUGUCGUCGUCCGAGUCCAGCUCCGAGGCGCCGGAGCAGCUGGUGAAGCGCGCCACGGCGGCGGCCCACCGGGGCGCGUUCCUGGGCUUCACGGCGCCGGAGCCCACGGACCGCGCGACAUGCCGCCUGGGCCGGCUCCGAGGCCCGCGGAGGUUCCUGAGCGUGUUCCGGUUCAAGACGUGGUGGAGCACGAUGUGGGCCGGGGAGCGCGGCCGGGACCUGCAGCCGGAAACCCAGUGGGUGCUCCUCGACGCCCCCGAGCUCGGCCCCAGCGGCUGCGUGCUCCUGCUCCCGCUCAUCCAGAACAACUUCCGCUCCGCCAUCUUCCCCUCCAUCGACAAGGAAGACGGCGGCGUAAUCCUCUGCGCCGAGAGCGGGUCUCCGUCGGUCACAGCCGCCGAUUUCCGCCGAAUAGCCUACGUGCACGCGGGCCACGACCCUUACACCGUCAUGCGCGAGGCCUUCCUCGCCGCCAGGGUGCACCUCGGCACGUUCAUGCUGGCGGAGGAGAAGACGCUGCCGGCCAUGGCGCGGCGGUUCGGGUGGUGCACGUGGGACGCCUUCUACCUGACAGUGGACCCGGCGGGAGUCUGGCGUGGCGUGUCCGAGCUUGCCGAAGCCGGCGUGCCGCCCCGGUUCGUCAUCAUCGACGACGGCUGGCAGAGCGUGAACCGCGACGAGGACCCGCCGGGCCGCGACGCGCCAGGGCUCGUCCUCGGCGGCGACCAGAUGACGGCGCGCCUCUACCGCUUCGACGAGUGCGAGCGCUUCCGCCGGUACAGGGAAGGGGGGCUAAAGGCGUUCGUCAAGGACAUGAAGCGGCGGUUCCCGGACCUUGACGACGUGUACGUGUGGCAGGCGCUAUGCGGCGCCUGGGGCGGGGUGCGUCCGGGCGCGACAAGGCUGGACGCGCGCGUCGUCCCGGCGCGCCUCUCGCCGUCCCUGGCGGGCACCAUGAGCGACCUGGCCGUGGACCGGAUCGUGGAAGGCGGCAUCGGGCUCGUGCCCCCCGGCCAGGCCGGGGGUCUCUACGAGGCCUCGCAUUCCUACCUGGCCGGGGCCGGGGUCACGGGCGUCAAGGUGGACGUGGCCCACGCGCUGGAGUACGUCUGCUCGGCCCACGGCGGCCGCGUCGCGCUCGCCAGGGCCUACUACGCGGCCCUCUCCGGGUCCAUCUCGGCCCACUUCUGCGGGUCCGGGAUCAUCGCCAGCAUGCAGCAGUGCAACGACUUCUUCUUCCUCGGCGCGUCGCGGGAGGUGGCCAUGGCGCGCGUGGGGGACGACUUCUGGUUCGACGACCCGGACGGCGACCCCAUGGGCGUCUACUGGCUGCAGGGCGCGCACGCCGUCAACUGCGCCUACAACAGCCUGUGGAUGGGCCAGUGCGUGCGCCCGGACUGGGACAUGUUCAUGUCCGACCACGCCUGCGCCGCAUUCCACGCCGCCACACGGGCCAUCUGCGGCGGCCCCGUCUACGUCAGCGACUCGCUCGGCGGCCAUGAUUUCAAGCUGCUCCGGAGGCUCGCAUUCCAAGACGGCACCGUGCCCCUGUGCCUGCACUACGCGCUCCCCACCAGAGACUGCCUCUUCAAGAACCCACUCUUUGAUCAGCACACCGCCCUCAAGAUUUGGAACCUCAACAAGUUUGGAGGGGUCAUUGGGGCAUUCAACUGCCAGGGAGCAGGGUGGGACCCAGCCGAGCACCGUGUCCGAGGCUACCCGCAUUGCUACAAGCUGAUCUCCGGUGAGGUCCGGCCAGCCGACGUCGAGUGGGGCCAGAGGGAAGACACCUCUGCUAUGGCCAAUGCCACAGAGUAUGCAGUCUUCAGAAGCCAAUCUGAAGACCUUCUCCUAGUGACACCACAGUCUGACCCAAUCCGCGUCACCCUCCAACCAUCAUCAUUUGAGCUCUUCACGUUUGCUCCAGUCACAAGGAUCACCGGCGUUGGAAGUGAUGAGAAGAAGUUCGCACCGAUCGGGCUAGUGGACAUGAUGAACUGCGGCGGCACCAUCGUCGAUGUGGAGUACGGUGACAGCGGGGAGGUGAGGAUGAAGGUGAAAGGAGAAGGGAGGGUGGUCGCGUACUCAAAUGUGAGGCCAAAGAGGAUUUUGGUCGACGGCUGUGAGGCUACAUUUGAAUUGGGAAAUGGCGGGAAGCUAGUGGUUGGCGUGUCUUGGAAGAAGGAGAAUGAUGGUGUCUCUGAUGUAGUCUUCUGUUACUAGGUAGUUUAUACAUUGCAUGUGUAUCUUUCAAUUUCUUUAAGUAUGAUUACAUAUGUACUUGAUUUGAUUUGGUGUGGAACUUUGAGUUAUUGUGAAUGUUUUACAUAAAAGAAUGAUGGGUAACAAUUUUAUGUUUUGAA